AUCAGUUUGUAUAACGCGCGUGAUAGCACGCAGCCCACCACCUGUAGGGUUCGCAGAUUGCGCUAAGACGAAAGUAUUCGUAAGAGUGCCAUUUGCCGGGAAACAUCUAAAAAAAACUCCUACCGCGGUAGUGUUAGAAAUUAGCAGCUAACUAACAGUCUGUGCCAGGUAGACUCGUAGUGUCGACGAGGAAGAAACCAAUCUUAUUUCCCCUGAACAAAAAAAAAACCCAUCAGAAACACCUUCAUCAUGGGCUGCAGUGAAAUCAUGCGUAAUCUCGGUGACCUUGUAAUGAACAAUAAACUGGUCACCUUCCUGAGUGUGGCCUUGUUCGCAUUCGUGAUCACUGUGAUAGCACUAGCGGUGUCGAACAAUAAUAAUGCGAGCGAUCUGGAGGAAUGCCAGGCAAGGCUGGCAGAGUUUUUGUCUUCCACGACAACAACGAUUGUGACACCUGAAACUACUACAACGGUUGCACCAACUCCUGAAAUGACCACACAAGCUCCCUCGGCCCCGCCUAGCUCGUAACUAGAAUAAACAGUCCCAAGUUAAUAAAUUGAUCGCAGGUUUUACGGUGUGCGUCAUCAUUUCAUAAGUUCGUGGCGGUGAGCUUAUUUUAUUCUAUUCUAUUCGUAUUCCUAAGUACGUGCGAAACCCGGCCAAUAGCAGUGCAGUGAACAUGUAGGUGAUAAUGCGAGUUAAAUCUGUGUCAGCUCUUGUGCCUGAUACCUUGACGUUGGUAUCACAACGAUAGUCGGUUGGUCGAUUGGUGUUGCGUUUCGGUGAUAACGAAGGCCACGUUCCGUGAGUCACUGGUGACUAGAGCUAGGUGGUCCCGCAUUCCCACCGGGGCGUGACGUUUCGCUAUCGGCAACAUGUGCAACAGAGUUCUAUAAGCCAUGUGAAUAAUGUGAAAUCUGAAGAAAUUGCAAUAUUUAAUGUAAAAUCACUGGCACAGGUACACACAAACACCACCAUUGUCAAUAAAGUUUCGCAUAAGCUAGCAAGCAAAGAUGGGUUAA
Anopheles coluzzii is the source of this 1022-nucleotide messenger RNA. RefSeq lists its product as uncharacterized. Lineage: Eukaryota; Metazoa; Arthropoda; Insecta; Diptera; Culicidae. The record is from RefSeq and is a predicted model, not a curated record. The transcript is spliced from 2 exons. Bases 250 to 528 code for a protein of 92 amino acids.